AUGUCACACUAUUCAAUCAAUCUUGGAUCACCAAUCUAUUGUGUGGUGUUUAUUGAGAACGAUCAAAUUGUUUUAGGUGGUGGUGGUGGUUCAUCAAAAAGUGGAAUAGCCAAUAAACUUUGGUACAUCAAAAUCAAACCAAACUCUAAAGAAUUUUCAAUCUUACACGAAUAUGGGCUACCUAUCGGUUCUGAUGCUCCAAUGAGUAUAGACUUUGAUCGAUCAACUAGUUUAAUCCUUUCAGGUAUUAAUUCACCUCCAACCGAUUUGAAAGUAGGUCGAAAUCAACAUUUACGUACAUUUAAACUCAAAGAUUCUUUACUUGAACUUAAAGAAACGUAUCAGAUAUUAGACUUUGAUCAAACUGGAAAUGAUUAUCAACGGAUCAAUUGUUUAUCAAGAGCUUCACCUCAGUUACUCGCUGUAGGUGGUAGUAAUAACCAACUCAAACUAUUAUCUUAUCCAUCUCUGAAACCAGCAAUCUCAAGCCCGAUCCCAUGUCCAGCUGGUGAACUUUUAACUGCAGAUUUCUCAGAAGAUGGUACACACUUUCUUAUAUGCUCAAGUCAAGCUGUACGAAUCUUUUCGAUCAUCUUUCCUUCGGGUUCAAAAGAAAAGAAAAAAGAAAUCCAACUUAAACAAUUACACGAGUUAAUCCCACCUCAAGCUCAUCUAUCUACAUCUUUUCGUAGUGCAAAGUUCGGACGUGGUCCAACGUCUGAAAAUGUUUAUACAAUCUUAAAUCCACAGGAUAGAAAAAAAGGUGCUAAAGUGAUCAAUUGGAAUUGGACAGAUGGAUCUUUAAGAAAAUCAAGAUCGAUUAGUACUAGACCGGUCACUGCAUUUGAUUUAAGUGAAACAGGUCUACUUUUAGGACUUUCGAGUAGUGAUCUAACCGUUUCGAUCAUUGAUAGUUUGUCUCUUAGACCUAUUUUAUCGGUCUUACAUGCUCAUGAAUUUCCAGUGACUUCUUUAAGAUUUUCAAUGGAUUCUAGUAGAUUGAUUAGUGCUUCUGCUGAUACAACUAUUAGAGUGAUUGAAAUUCCAGAAAGAAGAAGUCCUUGGAGAUCUUCAGCUUCGAUUUUGUUAUUGAUGACGAUCUUAAUGGUAUUGAUUUCAUGGGGGUUAAAUCAAAGUUCAUUAAGUUUGGAUCAGCUUGUGGAUUUGUUUAUGGAAAAGUUAAAUUCGAUUUCUUUAUCAUCUUGA
Melampsora larici-populina 98AG31 is the source of this 1206-nucleotide messenger RNA. RefSeq lists its product as uncharacterized. Gene Ontology annotation, biological process: protein secretion. The coding region runs from base 1 to 1206 and encodes 401 amino acids. The transcript has 8 exons. NCBI's taxonomy places the organism in Eukaryota, Fungi, Basidiomycota, Pucciniomycetes, Pucciniales, Melampsoraceae. Gene Ontology annotation, molecular function: protein binding; guanyl-nucleotide exchange factor activity; GTPase activator activity. The record is from RefSeq and is a predicted model, not a curated record. Gene Ontology annotation, cellular component: endoplasmic reticulum membrane.